UUACCUAAUAAAUCAAAAUUACUAAACGCAAACGUCUAAUCAAAAGUCAAAGUGAUUUCUGUGCUGAUCGGGGGAUUUGACUUAAAUUAAGCAAAUUUACGGGGAAAAUGAGCUGAAUUAAUAGAAAAUAGUUACGCAAUAUCUUUGAAAAUUUAUCGUCGCAUUGUACUAUACAAUUUUGGUUUGCCAUGGAAUUCUUUUCGGAGAUUAUCGGUGAAACUGUGAUACUGGGACUAGACUCCCUUGUUUUGGGCUUUUGUAUAAAACAGCUGAGUAAAUGUAAACAUAUCCUGAAUGCCUUGCAGACAGCUCCAGUUUUAGACAUAGAUGGCACUCUGAAUAAAGAAAUCAACAAGUAUUCAAACAACACCAUUCCUUACGUGGUGAUCCGAGGUCUGGUGAAGCCCCUUGGGAACCCCAUCACCAGUAACUACAACAACUCAGUCACUGGAGUUGUACAGAGGUUAACAAUCAAAGAACAUGUCAUUGCUAGGACAUCAGCAGGCUUCUGGUCAGACCAGACUCGCACAAUACAUGAAGUGUACAACUCCACACCGUUUGUGCUCAACAGCGGGAAGUAUAGUAUCGAAGUAGUGGAUGCACUCGCUGCUGAGUUACUAGACAUGGACGUGAUAUCCGAUAAGUUUGAGCCGAUGUCGCCGGGGGUCAUUGACCACGUGUGGGGCUUCUUCUCCGGCGUCCGGCAGCGCGGCCUGCAGACCAUGGAGGAGAUGUUGCGCGACGGAUCCUACAUCACCGCGAUAGGAGAGCUCAGCAGAAGCAACACCGGAGCACUUAAGAUACAACCACCUAAGGAUGGACUACCACUUUAUUUGACGACCGCUACUAAGUCCAGCUUAUUGAAACGCCUGGCUAGCAACCGGGAUUUCUUAAGAGUGUUACUGGUGAUGGUAUGCACGGUGGCGGCGGUGGCAUCGAGCCGCAUCGCUUACAAGCUGAUCAAGCGGCGCCGACGCCGCGCGGUCGAGGACUCCAUGAAGAAGCAGCUGGCGGCCGGCCGCCGCGAGCGAAGGGCACACGCGCGCGAAAGGAAUCUCGCCGACGUACAGCUGUGCGUCGUGUGCACGGAAAACCCUAAAGAGAUCAUUCUGUUGCCGUGUGGCCACGUUUGCCUCUGCGAGGACUGCUCAGACAAUAUCACAGACAACUGUCCCAUCUGUCGAGAGAGGAUAGAGUCCAGAGCGCCCGCAUUUAUCACGUAGAUAAAUAAAUGCAUUGUUGUAAAGUAAGACGGUGAUUUGUACAAUACAGAGUGAUAUAUUUACAAGUGUUAUAAACUAAGCUGUCUGUCACUCUCACGUAAAGUAAAUAGGUGCUAUGUCGACGUGUAAUAAUAGAAAAACUGUUGUAAAUGGCGCAUGCAGAUUAUUUGUGUACAUACGUAAAAAUAUUCGAGAAGUUGGUCAGCUAAUGUAUUCUUACAGAUAAUAUCUCUUUAUAAGUUUGAUUUUAAUUAGUAUACAUUUGCACGGCAGGUUGUUAAAGACAGCAUAUCCCGUUUCAAAGCAUAGUUACACAAUAAAUUAUAGAAAAAAAUGAUGUUGUAUCUCAACAGAUACAUGUGUCAAUAUUGUUAAGCCUAGUGGUGUGAUAAAGAAAUUAAUAAAUGUUUGUAAUAUA
This is a messenger RNA of Trichoplusia ni (cabbage looper), 1641 nucleotides long. RefSeq names its product mitochondrial E3 ubiquitin protein ligase 1 (gene Mul1). The record is from RefSeq and is a predicted model, not a curated record. The transcript is spliced from 6 exons. NCBI's taxonomy places the organism in Eukaryota, Metazoa, Arthropoda, Insecta, Lepidoptera, Noctuidae. Gene Ontology annotation, biological process: organelle organization; protein ubiquitination. The coding region runs from base 189 to 1223 and encodes 344 amino acids. Gene Ontology annotation, molecular function: ubiquitin-protein transferase activity.